This is a messenger RNA of Auxenochlorella protothecoides, 2271 nucleotides long. RefSeq names its product Glutamine-tRNA ligase. NCBI's taxonomy places the organism in Eukaryota, Viridiplantae, Chlorophyta, Trebouxiophyceae, Chlorellales, Chlorellaceae. The record is from RefSeq and is a predicted model, not a curated record. Gene Ontology annotation, molecular function: ATP binding; glutamine-tRNA ligase activity. Gene Ontology annotation, cellular component: cytoplasm; cytosol. The transcript has 14 exons. Bases 1 to 2271 code for a protein of 756 amino acids. Gene Ontology annotation, biological process: translation; glutaminyl-tRNA aminoacylation.
AUGGCGACGCAGACCCGCGAGGAGCAGGAGGCGGUGGCCACUCGCCUUUUCGAGGCCAUCCAGCUCGCGCCUGGAACUCUAGCAGGGGCGAUCAAGAAUGUCAAGUUCAGGCAGGCCCUGGUGCAGACCGUGCGCGAAGCAGGCGUCGAGUCGGGGUGCACCAAGCAGCAGGGCGCUCUGCUUUACACCGUAGCCAGCAAGUACCCUGGGAACGCGCUGGUGCAUCGCAAGACGCUGCUGGAGUACAUUACGUCCGACAAGCUGAAGGCGCGUCGGGCCUGGAGCAACGCCCAGCUGGACGCCGCGCUGGAGUUCCUUGCCCAGACGGGGUCGGAGCCGCUGGACGCCGGGGCGCUGGACGAAGCGGCGGGGGUGGGCGUGGUCGUGACCCCGGACCAGAUCUCGGCGGCGGUGGCGAGCACGCUCGCCCAGCACGCGCAGCGCCUGCAGGAGGAGCGGUACCACGCCAACACCAACGUGCUGCUGGCGGAGAUCCGGGCGGGGCUGAAGUGGGUGGACCUCGCGGCGGCCAAGGCGGAGCUGGAGCGCCAGGUGGAGGCGCUGCUGGGGCCCAAGACCGAGGCGGACUGCGUGAAGCCGGAGAGAAAGAAAAAGAUCAAGGAGGAGGCCUGGCGCACCGCCGACCCGUACGCCUUCCUGCCCCGACCCGAGGAGAACAACAAGUGCCACACCACCGUGGCCUUCUCGGACGGGAGCCAGCUCAGCAUCUCCAACUCCGCAGAGCGGCUGGCGGAGCACCUGCGCGCCACGGGGGGGCGCGUGGUCACGCGCUUUCCUCCCGAGCCCAAUGGCUACCUGCACAUCGGGCAUGCCAAGGCCAUGUUCGCGGAGAAGCGGGAGUAUAUCGACCACAUCCAGGAGAUCAUCGCGUGGAUGGGGUGGACGCCCCACCGGGUCACCUACUCCUCCGACUACUUUGACCGCCUGCACGAGCUGGCGGUGCAGCUGAUCAAGGGGGGGAACGCCUACGUCUGCCACCAGACCGGCGAGGAGAUCAAGGAGUCGCGGGAGAAGCGGGAGCCCAGCCCCUGGAGGGACCGGCCCAUCGCCGAGUCGCUGCAGCUCUUCGAAGACAUGCGCCGGGGUCUAGUGGACGAGGGCAAGGCCACGCUCAGGAUGAGGCAGGACCACAGGAACGACAACUACAACAUGUUUGACCUGAUCGCGUACCGCAUCAAGUUCACGGAGCACCCCCACGCCGGUGACCGGUGGUGCAUCUACCCCUCCUACGACUACACCCACUGCCUGGUGGACGCGCUGGAGAACAUCACGCACUCCCUGUGCACGCUGGAGUUCGAGUCACGCCGCGCCUCCUACUACUGGCUCCUGGAUGUCCUGGACACCUACAAGCCCGUGGUCUGGGAGUACUCCCGCCUGAACAUCACCAACAACGUGCUGAGCAAGCGCAAGCUGAACCGGCUGGUGACAGACCGCUACGUGAACGGCUGGGACGACCCCCGGCUCCUGACCCUGGCUGGGCUCAGACGGCGGGGCGUUACCCCCAAGGCCAUCAACAACUUCUGUCGUGAGAUGGGGGUCACCCGUACGGAGGGCGAGGUGUACCUGCACAAGCUGGACCACCACAUCCGCAUCGACCUGGACGCCACCUCGGCGCGGCGGCUGGCCGUGCUGCGCCCGCUGCGCAUCACCAUCACCAACCUGGCGGAGGGGCAUCGGGAGGAGGUGGAGGCCCAGGACUUUCCUGGGCGGGGUGGGGGGGUGUACACGGUGCCGUUCACGCGGGUGGUGUACAUCGAGGCGACGGACUUCCGGGAGCAGGACUCCAAGGACUUUUACGGGCUGGCGCCAGGGAAGACCAUCAUGCUCAGGUACGCCUACCCCAUCACGUGCACGGGGGUCAAGAAGGGGCCAGGCGGCGAGGUGGAAGAGCUGGAGGCCACAUACGAGCGCGACUUCCGGGGCGAGGGCAGGAAGCCCCCCAAGGGUGUGCUCAACUGGGUGGCCCAGCCGAAGCCGGGGGUGGAGCCGCCCUCCUUUGAGGCCAGGCUGUACGACACCCUCUUCACCACCCAGUCCCCGGGGGGGAGCGAGACCUGGCUGGAGGAGCUGAACCCCAACUCGCUGGCGGUGGUGCAUGGGGCGCUGGCCACCCCCGCCCUCGCGGCGGCGCGCGUCGGCGACAGGUUCCAGCUGGAGCGUCUUGGCUACUUCACCGUGGACCCAGACAGCAGAGAUGAUGCCAUGGUUCUCAAUCGCACGUGUGCGCUCAAGGACUCCUUCGCAAAGUAG